GAGGGAGAAAUGAGUAUCGCGUUGACUUAAAUAGUCCGUUUUUGUUGCUACAAGUCGGUGACAGCAAGUGAAGGCUCUAUCAAACACUCAGACAUCACCUCUACCGGGAAAUGCUGCUUCCAUAAGGUGUUGUUGAGUUGUCAUUCACCGCCGAGGAAACGCCAGUCUGCGUGUUGGUAAAGACUGUCAGCAUAUUCAGAUACAGAAGACCCGUCAGACCAUGAACUACGUGGGCCAGUUGGCAGGCCAGGUGUUCGUCCAGGUCAAAGAGCUGUACCGAGGCCUCAAUCCCGCCACACUUUCCGGCUGCAUUGACGUCAUCGUAGUGAGGCAGCCCGAUGGAUCCCUGCAGUGCUCACCUUUCCACGUACGCUUCGGCAAGAUGGGAGUCCUCCGGUCCCGAGAGAAAGUGGUGGACAUUGAGAUCAAUGGAGAACCAGUGGAUCUACAUAUGAAGCUUGGGGACAAUGGAGAAGCUUUCUUUGUGCAAGAAACAGAAAAUGAUCAGGAAGUGGUUCCGUCUUACCUGGCCACGUCUCCAAUCUUGUCGGAUGGGGCCAUUCUGAUGAGCUCCUCCCUGCUGGGGAAGAACUCUGGGCCGCCCAUACAGACCCUGGGCUCUGCUGGAAGCAUGGGAGAGAGUGGCGGUGUGAUGAUGAAGAAGAGGAGGAAGAGGAGGAGGAAGGCUCGGGCGGACAGCGUGAGGAGGGAGGAGAGCGGGGAGUACACGGAGGACGAAGACAUGUUCACCAUAGACAUCAGCUCGGAUGACAUGACGGAGAUGGAGAGCAACAGGACUUCAUCUCGGGACGCCUUAAGAGAUGAGACAGUCGGUUCGACCAGCGGCUCUUUCAAACAGACUGGUAUCUACACUCGUUCAGAUGGAGAGUGGAGUCCUAUUCAGAGCCCUGGAAACUCUCGUCCCACUUCUCCCAAGAGCGACUCUGAACUAAUGAUGAAGCCAUCAGACGCAGACAAUCAGAAUCCAGCCAUGCACUGGGCCUGGGGGGAGCUGCCACAGGCUGCCACGCCAUCCUUCCUCCCAGUGAAACCUGACCCUCCACCAGUUUGCCCAGUGUCCAUCCCUGUGACUGAAAGCACACACUUCCGAGUGAUAUCUCAUGAGACGUCUUCUGAACAAUGUGGACCCUGCUCUGAAAUAUCCUCACUUAGACUGUUAAUGUCUGAGGAGACAUGCGAGGAAACAAUUGGGGCUGGAGGUGUGGUGACUCGUGUGAUGUCUGACAUGGAGGAGGCAACGCAUCGUCCACCAGGAAAGACUGACUCUCCCUCCAAGAGGAAAGAUAAGAGAAGUCGACAUCUUGGUUCUGAUGGAAUUUACCUGGAUGACAUCACAGAGCUUGAGCCUGAAGUGGCGGCCCUUUAUUUCCCUAAAAGUGACAGUGGUGCAGCAGUGAGGAGCAUCUCAGACCCAGGCCUCCACAGCAGCAGUCUGUCCCCACAGUCAGUCAGCUCUGGAGGAGACAGCGGAGUGGACAGCUACUGCGACCUCAUGGGUGACAUGCCAGCUAUCGCCAUCUCUUUGUGUGGAGGACUCAAUGACAACAGGGAAAUCACUAAAGAGCAGUUCCACGAGAAGAUCAUCUCUUACCAGCAGUUUGCAGAAAAUCCCUCCAUCAUUGACGACCCCAACUUGGUUGUGAAAAUUGGCUCAAAAUACUAUAAUUGGAGCUCUGCGGCUCCACUUAUGCUGGCUAUGCAAGCCUUUCAGAAACCGCUGCCAAAGGCUGCUGUGGAGAACAUCAUGAAGGAGAAGAUGCCCAAGAAAGGAGGGAGGUGGUGGUUCUCCUGGAGAGGCAGAAACAGCAGCACCAAAUCUGAUUCUGUCUCCGAGUGUGGUGCCUGUGGUUUUGCUGAGCAGGCUGGGAAAAUGUCAAGCAGACAAGAAGAGUCAUCCUCUAGUGAUGAAGACCACAGAGCAGCCAUGCAGAGCUCAGCCAGCGGCCAAUCAGAGCCCGGGCUCUCAACAGGAGGCGUGUCUUAUAAGAAAACACUCCGACUCACAUCAGAGCAGCUGCUGUCUCUCCAGCUGCAGGACGGUCCUAAUGAUGCUGUGUUCAGUGUGACCACUCAGUACCAGGGAACCUGUCGCUGUCAGGGCACCAUCUACCUCUGGAACUGGGACGACAAGAUAAUUAUCUCCGACAUAGAUGGAACCAUCACCAGGUCGGACACAUUGGGUCACAUCCUGCCCACACUGGGGAAAGACUGGACCCACCAGGGCAUUGCACACCUCUACCACAAAGUCAGCCAAAACGGCUACAAGUUCCUGUACUGUUCAGCUCGGGCUAUCGGCAUGGCUGACAUGACCAGAGGUUACCUCCACUGGGUCAACGAGAGAGGCACCAUGCUCCCUAUGGGCCCUGUCCUUCUCAGCCCCAGCAGCCUGUUUUCAGCUCUGCACAGGGAAGUGAUUGAGAAGAAACCAGAGAAAUUCAAGGUGGAGUGUCUCAAUGAUAUCAGGAACCUCUUCUACCCAAACACUCAGCCGUUCUAUGCAGCAUUUGGCAACAGACCAACGGAUGUAUUUUCCUAUAAAGAAGUCGGGGUGCCACUGAACAGGAUUUUUACAGUAAACCCUAAAGGCGAGCUGGUGCAGGAGCACGCCAAGACCAACAUUUCAUCUUACGUCCGACUGGGUGAGGUGGUAGACCACGUGUUUCCUCUGAAGAUACGAGCCUCCUCCUCAGACUUUCCCUGCUCGGACACCUACAGCCACUUCACCUACUGGAGGCAGCAGCUCCCCCGGGUGGAUCAUCCAGGCACUACACCUCCACGGAGUCCCCAUCCCAGCAGCUGACUGCCCGUGGCCUGCUGAGCGACUGACUGACUGACUGAUGGUGUGGUGGUUACAUGUGUGGUAUGAAUUUGUAGACUUUUAUAGAAGAUGGAGCACUUUGAGUGCACAGCAGAGAGCUACUUAACCUGCUGUGAGGACUCUUAUAACGCACAAGAUGGAUGUAAGUGCACUUUUAUGAAAAGAUGGCCUGUGUAGCCUUCUGACUAGAUGUAUGUAUAUGAGAAACUAUAGUAAUUUAUUGAGGCAGCUUAGCACAUAUAUUAUUUUUGAGUGAGUGUUGACAUUAUUUCUGUAGCUAGACCUUCUCUGCUAUUGAUGCAGACAGUUGCAAAGUGUGUUUAACAGACAAUAUAGCAUCUGUUCAGAAGUGCGUCACACAAUCACACUGUGCACACAUCACAGAGCAAGUUACUGAAACUUGUGCCAAAUACUCAAUGUAGAAUUUAUUUUCUUACUCUGAACUUUUUCGAGACUGUUAACGAUCCUCAAUGCGAAUACAUGUGGACUCAUUUUACUUUAUAGUAACAUAUAUGUUUGGAAUCUAUUAUUCUCUUUGAAAGAAAUUAGUGACAUGGAUAUAGUGUAUUAGAGAGCACAGUGACUGAACGUCUAUGCAGUUUGACAUGAUCCUGACAGAAGGUACAUUAUAAAGACGGUUUAGAAUGAAUAUUUAUUGUUGAGACAAAAAAAAAGAAAGCACAACAUUUUAAUGGUCAAAAAUAACUAUUGGUUUUCUCCCAAAAAAUCAAGACUAUAUGUGAGAUGAAUUGCUGAAUUAUUAUUUACAAAUGUUUAUUUUUCUACUAAAUCACACAGUGUGUAUGUGUUGUGAUAAAAAUGUCAUAUAUGUGGUGGCCUUCAUGAAACGCCUUUUAAUUCACUUCAUACAAUAUGUUCCACGCAUGUUUCCAUAAAUGCCAUUAAGUGUAUUUUAUUUAUUUAUCUGAUUAUAAUACUGACAGAUAUCAAAUGUAGCUUACAUUAUCCAUUGGUUAAUUUACUGUAGUGUUACUGCCAUUCUCUUGUUAUAUAUUAAAGCAAAACCUACGUCUAAAAAUCCUAAAAACUCAGACAA
Messenger RNA from Centropristis striata (black sea bass), 3896 nucleotides. Its product is annotated as phosphatidate phosphatase LPIN1-like. The transcript has 20 exons. Gene Ontology annotation, cellular component: nucleus; mitochondrial outer membrane. Lineage: Eukaryota; Metazoa; Chordata; Actinopteri; Perciformes; Serranidae. The coding region runs from base 221 to 2821 and encodes 866 amino acids. Gene Ontology annotation, biological process: triglyceride biosynthetic process; cellular response to insulin stimulus; positive regulation of transcription by RNA polymerase II. The record is from RefSeq and is a predicted model, not a curated record. Gene Ontology annotation, molecular function: phosphatidate phosphatase activity; transcription coactivator activity.